Messenger RNA from Rubroshorea leprosula, 1063 nucleotides. The record is from the annotation of a GenBank genome assembly. NCBI's taxonomy places the organism in Eukaryota, Viridiplantae, Streptophyta, Magnoliopsida, Malvales, Dipterocarpaceae.
GAUCACCAACAAACAUCUUCAGUACCCACUCGAAGAAACGCUUCAUAAUCUCAACUAUGCACCUGCUGGAGAACUCCGACCUCCACCGUUUCCUCGCCGAAAACAGCCUCGGAUCUCACUGCUUCCCCAACGAUUCUGAUCGGCUUCCAAUCAUGCAAGGCUUCACCAGCGUCACCGACACGACUCCUCUGGACAAAGCUCUUGUUGCUUUGAAGAAUCCCAUCUCAAUAAGUUCAGAAGCCUUCUCCCUUGUAAUUCUAAGGUAAUUAUGUAUUAAUUUGCAUUUUCAGAAGAAUGUGUUCUCAAAAUUUAUGUACUUUUUGUUGGGAAGUUUUGGUUUUCCAUAGAUUUAUGAGAUUUGAAUAGUAAAAUGAAUCUGGAGUUUGAAUUAGUUAAUGCAAAUUCUUGGAGCUUAAUUGGGUUUCUAAGUGUUAAGACUUUUUCCUGUGCUUUGUUGGCUGAUCAGAAGAUGGAAUGGCAAUGUUUAAAUCAAAAGGAAAAACCUUUACUAAUCUAUCAUUGCACAAGCAGCCUUUGUUAGAUAAGAACAAAGACCAAAUUUAUGACACGACCGAGUUUACAUGCUGUAGGAAUCUUCAUUCUCGUUGUAGAAGUAUCUGCAUUUCUUGAAAGGGUUUUGUGCAUUUGGUUUUCAAUUUCCAGCUUUUAAACUAGGUUGACUAAUUUUCUCCCUCUUGUCUCAACUUAUGUAUUUCCAUCUUAUUUUUUGUGUGGCAAUUGGCCUCUUCAUUCUUCAUCACUAAAUGUACCAUAUUAUGCUUUUGUUAAUAUUUUUGGAAUCUUGUGUUCUUGUGAAUGCAUAUCCAUGAAAUGGAUUUUUUGUGUGUUUUUUGUGUUUUUUGUGCGUUUUCUGUGCAUUUUUUGUGUUUUUUUGGGUGCAUUUUCUGUGCAUUUUUUGUGCAUUUUUUGUGCGUUUUCUAUGCAUUUUCUAUGUAUUAUCAAGUGCUAUAGAGUAAAAAAUGAAUAAAAAGAAGAGGGAUCAUGGAUGAUCUAAUUGCUUAGAGCUUUAUGGUAAAAAAAGGAAUAAAAUUCUUGGUAUAAA